AUAUUAUGUUUAUGUUACAUAACAGACUGAUCACAGAUCAGUGAUCACUGUAUCACCUAUCAAACAAAUAACUGCAAUUAUAAAAUUUUACAAUCAAAGUUUGUAUGGUAUUAUAUAAACUAUCAACUAUACUUUAAGUUGGUGAGAAGUUUUCAAUAUGAAUAGUAUAAUUUUGAUCACUGGUAUCUUAAUAUCAGUGAAUAGUGGUUUAUCAUCUAAUAUAUUAGCCUUUUUACCAAGCAAAGCACGCAGUCACUAUGGAGCGUUUGAACCGUUACUGAAAGAGUUAGCGGUAAAAGGCCAUAAUGUGACAGUUUUAUCACCAUUCUCAAUGAAAAAUCCACCAUCAUCUUACCAUCAUAUUCAGGUUGAGGAUGAAGAUCUCGCAAUGAGUUUUAAUCCAUUCAGUGUAGCUAAACAUUUCAAACCAAUUUUAGUUCCGUUUAGGUCUUGGUUUAUGUGGCCAAAAUUUACAGAAACAAUAUUAAACAAACCAUCUGUUCAGAAAUUGAUUCAUUCGGAAGGACUUCAUUUUGAUUUAGUUCUAUUCGAAAACUUCUACCAUGAGUGUUUUGUAACUCUUGGUCAUAAAUUCAAUGCAUCUGUUGUACAGUUAUUUCCAUCGAUUCCGAAUGCUGGUGUUGCACAGUGGCAUCGUAAUCCGUAUGAUGGAUCAUAUAUUCCAGAUAUCAACACUGGAUUCUGUGACAAUAUGUCUUUCAUAGAACGUUUGACAAAUACUGUAUUGUCAUUUAUACAUAUAGCUUUGAGUUCAUUUUUCUACUUUCCAAAACAGAGGGACUUAAUGGAUAAAUAUUUCAACUAUACUGGUUGGGAAACACGGCCGUCAAUGGAAAGCAUGCUAAAAAAUAUUUCACUGACAUUGAUUAACACACACUUUUCUGUUGGAACACCGAGACCACUUGUUCCUUCAUACAUAGAUGUGGCUGGAAUGCACCUCAAACCUGCAUCUACACUCCCAGAAGAUCUCCUGGAUAUUAUGAAUAAUGCUCCUGAAGGAGUUGUGUUUUUCAGUUUUGGUUCUAUACUCAAACUAACACAAUUACCCAAAAAUGAAUUUGACAUUUUUAUUAGACAACUUGGUAAAAUCAAACAAAAAGUAUUAUUUAAAUGGGAAUCAGAUACUAAAAUAGACUUUCCGCCAAAUAUAAUCGUCAGAAAAUGGUUUCCACAAGCUGAUAUUCUAGGCCAUCCUAAUUGUGUACUAUUUAUUACUCACGGAGGCAUACAUAGUACGGAAGAAGCUAUAUACUUUGGAGUGCCAAUGUUGGCUAUAUCAGUGUUUGGGGAUCAGUUACAUAACUCAUUAGUAAUGCAGAACAGAGGUGCAGCAAUACGUAUAAAAUACAGUGAAUUUACUGAAAAUGAAUUUCAAAUAGCUUUAUAUAAGAUGUUGAAUGACAAAUCGUUUAAAACAAAAGCAGCAGAACUAUCACUGACUUUCCAUGAUCAACCAUUAAAAUCAUUAAAUAAAGCAAUUUACUGGAUUGAAUAUGUAAUACAUCACAAUGGGGCACAUCACUUAAAAACUGCUGCUGGUGAAUUGACUUGGUACGAAUUUUUACUAAUUGAUGGUUUGUUUUUGGUGGUCAUCAUGAGAAUAAUUAUAACUAUAAUAUUGUGGUAUGUUGGAAAAAAAUUGUGGAGAAGAUUUUGUUGUUUAAAAUCUAAACAAAUCUAAGAAAAGGUAUAUUGUUCAUAUUAAUUUGGAAACUUAACUAAACAAGAUUUCAUGACUAAUAUAUUUUAAUGAUUCUAGUUAUUCUUUAAUCAAAAUAUACUUAGUUAAAAUGAAUAUAUUUUAUUUUAAUUAUAUUUUAUUAUUAUCAAAUAAGUUUUAAUUGAAAAAAAUUAUAUACUUCUAUUUUAUAAUCUGUGAUGUAACAAGGUGCCAAAAUUAUUUUAUAUACAUUUAUAUUUUUUUAAAUCUAGUAUUGAAAAUAAACUUAAUGAUUGAUAGAACA
Molecule: messenger RNA, 1985 nt
Organism: Acyrthosiphon pisum (pea aphid)
Lineage: Eukaryota; Metazoa; Arthropoda; Insecta; Hemiptera; Aphididae
Product: UDP-glucuronosyltransferase 2C1
Exons: 5
Coding region: 158-1702 (514 amino acids)
Molecular function (GO): UDP-glycosyltransferase activity
Source: RefSeq, a predicted model, not a curated record